UUUCGCAUCAAAUUCAUGGCAAGAAUAGAAUACAGGAGUGCAGAGUAAAAAGACAGACAGACGAGGAGGAACGCGCAACAACAAGAAGGCAGCAGCAGCAUAGCGUUAGCGGCAUCGGCGUGAUGAGCAGCAACGCGGGCCAGCGCGACGAGGCAAACGAGGGGGGAGACAGCGGAAAGUGGCCCGACCCCCUGUGGGUGUUUGGCUACGGCAGCCUUACCUGGAAAGUCGGCUUUGAACACGAGGAGGCGGUGCCGUGCUUCAUUGAGGGCUACGUGCGACGGUUCUACCAAUUCUCAGAAGACCAUCGAGGUGUCCCAGGCGCGCCGGGGCGGGUUGUCACGUUGAUGGAAAGCGAGAACGAGCACGAUAGGGUGUGGGGUGUGGCGUACAGGAUACACUCGGACCGUGCAGAUGACAUUAUGGCGCACCUCGACUAUCGCGAGAAGGGCGGCUACAAAACCCAGGUUGUGGAGGCGGUGGUGCAUGAGGAACACGUUGACAAUGUUGGCACCUCGUCCUUGAACUGCCUCGUCUACGUCGGCACCGAGGACAACCCCCAGUUUACUGGUGUGCGCGAUGAGGAGGAGAUUGCCAGAGUGAUUGCCACCUCCGUCGGCCCAAGCGGUCCCAACUCCGAAUAUCUGCUGAACCUUGCGCAUGCCCUGCGGGAGAUUGCGCCACAUCACCCCGAUGACCAUAUUGACCGGUUGGAGCGCCUCGUGCGGCGGCACCUCGAUGAAAAGGGAAGCAACAGCAACGACAACAACAGCAGCAGCAGCAGCAGCAGCAGUGACGAUAAGGCAAAGACCUAGCAGGCCAACAAGAAUGUGUGAAGAGGAACACAGGGCGGCAGCGUUAUCUCGUGCGUGUGUGUGUGCGUGCGUGUGUGUGUGGGUGUGUGUGUGUGUGUGUGUGUGUGUGUGCGUGCAAACCUCUUCCUUCGCUUGCUUGUGUCUUCCUUCUUCGACAUUUCAAAUUUCCCGGCGCGAGCAGCUAGGCUUUGCUGCAUUCGCCACCCACUGAAAGAAAUUUCGCCCCUCAUGUCUGUAAACGCGUUCGCAAGCAAG
This is a messenger RNA of Salpingoeca rosetta, 1070 nucleotides long. RefSeq lists its product as uncharacterized. Gene Ontology annotation, cellular component: cytoplasm. NCBI's taxonomy places the organism in Eukaryota, Choanoflagellata, Craspedida, Salpingoecidae. Gene Ontology annotation, molecular function: glutathione specific gamma-glutamylcyclotransferase activity; gamma-glutamylcyclotransferase activity. Gene Ontology annotation, biological process: glutathione catabolic process. The record is from RefSeq and is a predicted model, not a curated record. The transcript is spliced from 6 exons. Bases 123 to 815 code for a protein of 230 amino acids.